AGUAGCGGUGCGCGGUUCGGUCGCAAUAAAACCGACAUCGACUUCGUACGAAACAACAAACGAACAAAAUGCUGUGGUAUCAAGAGGAUGACGACGAGGAGGACCUCAUGUUUUCCCCCGCCCUCAUGGCUCGCAGAGCCUCGGAAAGCUGGAUUGAGACGCCACCUAUCGAGAACCUGGUGAGCCAAACGUCGUUGCAGAGGAAAAAAUCGUUGCCCGACGUGCAAGAGCUGCCGCGUGUUAUCGGCGCGAUGCCCAGAGAGGAAGUAUCGGCCUUGGGUUCGGCGCGCCGCGAAGAAGUCAGAAGACAACUCAACGAGCAAGAAAGACUCCGUGCCAAUCCACUUCUCUAUUUGGUCAGUCCGCAAGUAAAGAUUAAACUUGACUUCUUUGUGCACUACUACUACUACUCCAAACUUCAAUCCCUAUCCCAGCAUCUUCAGUCGCCCUCAACUCAACGUGAUGGUUUAAAGAAUCGACGACUGGUUUUCGCGGCAACAGCUUGUAAUUCUAGUGCUGUUCUUCAACAUUUCCUUGGCCAUCGUCUUCUUCAAACUUUUGACAUAGUACACGGCAGCGGCGUCCCUGCGGACGUGUCAAAGGUCAAAGGAUUCACAUAUUUGGUCAACUACGCGUUGUACUAAGUAAACAAAAAAAUGCUUGGACAUAUUUUACAACACAAACUUAUUGGUCGGUUUAGACUGGUUGGUCGGUCGUUAAAAUAAAGUCAAAGUAUACAAGUGUCGACUAUAUUAUUUAUGUAUAAUCGCCUGAUCUUGUCGUAAUUAAAAAACGCUGUGUUUUGGGAACAUUUUUUGCUGUUGGAGUUUUUUCAGAUUUUAUCUGUUUUGUUUGUUCUAUCUUGUUUUGUUGCUAAAUUAUUCUGUUUUAUAUGUGUGGUGCUAGAUUUGGUCGUUUAGUGAUACUUUUUUAUAAUUCUCUAUGUCUAUAAGCUGUUAUCUACUUAUAAAAUAGUUGAAUAUAUAAAUGCAACUAAACUAAAAUAAUUCCAGUAUUAAUCUAGCUCAUCUAAAUCUAUUUAUUUUUACUAUUAAUUACCAACAUAUCUAUACAUAAUAUAUUAUCUUGUUAUUAUAUACCUAAUUAUAAAAUAAUUUUUGUAAAUAUCUAGCUAAAUUAAUUUAAUUUGAUAUAAAAUAAUUCAAAAAAAAAAAAUUUACAAUUUGUAUAUUAGACUGUUAUAGGCUUACCUACAUUAUAAAAUUAUUUUUAAACUGUUUAUAGAUGUUUAAAAGUUGUUGAUUUUUUCAAAUAAUUUAUGUAUUGCUCUUAUAAAGAAGUAUCACGUUUUUAAAUUAGGUCAGCCCAAGUUUUAUUAAGCGCAAAACAAGGUUUAACAAACACAAAUAACUUAUUGUAUAUGAAUUAUUAAAUUGUUGUAAGUGUUAGAAAAAACUGAAUUUAGUUUUAUGAUUUCAGACUUAAUAGAUUUUUAAUUAAAAUAGCCCAUAUUUCUGCAAAUCAAAAACAUACUUGGUAAAACUAGAAAUGCAGAAGUUUGAACUAAGCUUUUAAGGUCUUGUUUCAUUUUUAAAAUUGUGUUAAGGUGCUAAAACGUUACUCUUUGUAUAAAUUUUACAAAGUUCAUUUUAAAAACGUUUUCAGUCGAGUAGGUAUUUAUUUUAGAUUAAAAGUGGGUAAAUUAAAAAAUGUAAUUAUGCAAUGUGUGUAACAAGGAUUAUGAAACAUAUGGCAGAAAUGUUUAAUAAAUAAUAUUUUUAAAAAUCAAACAGGACUGGCCAGUACCAUUUUUGUACUUCUCUUGCAGUCAGGAGACUUAAAAUUAUAGAUACGAAUAAGGAGAAGUUGAUAAGUACUUUUUAAUUUAAUAUUUCACUGACAUUCGCGAAAUUUAUGGAGUUCCCAAUUUUACGAAUUAGUUAAGAUUUAGAACUGAAAAUUGACAAUAUUUUAUAACAUUUUACAAUCUGUAGACAAAUCUUUUAAAACCUUUUUAUAACUUAAUUAAUAGUAAUGCAGAAAUUAAGUUUUGGGGAUCCCUUAAAUUGUUUCGAAUUUCAGUGCAGAUUCAAAAAAUUUAAAUGUUUAGCUCUUUAAAUAUAAAUUUGUAAAAGUUUUCUAAACUAUUUUUGCGUGCCUUGUUCAACUUAUAAGUGAUUCGUAACUAGUGUUGGUAUCGUAUACAAACAUUUGUAUGAGGGAAAUUUCUAGAUUUAUAUGGAAUCUAAUGUGUAAAAACAAUGUGUCUAUCACUUUAUAUUUUCAAUUUAAUAAACAAAAAGGGCUGACUACAUUCUUCCCUUAGUCAUAUUGACUUUUAA
This is a messenger RNA of Brassicogethes aeneus, 2303 nucleotides long. The record is from the annotation of a GenBank genome assembly. Lineage: Eukaryota; Metazoa; Arthropoda; Insecta; Coleoptera; Nitidulidae.